AUGAAAUCUGGAAUCAAUCCGGCUCAAAAUUUUGCUGAAUAUUCAUUGAAACCAGUUGAGACUUCUGGUAAUGGUAAUUCUAAUCGUUCAGAUACGAGAAGAAAAAGUUCGGUUCUUGCGGAUGUUUCUAGAACUUUUGCGAAAAUGUCAAAGGUAGGGGUUUUGAAAAAAGCUGUGAACACUUUGUUGAAAUUCUGAUAUCAUUUUUUUCAAAAUUCAAUUUAUCCAGUUUGUGUUCUUUGUUCAAUCUAUUGAAUUAUUUUUAUUCAAUUUUAUUAUCAAAAAUCAGAAAAACAAAAACAUCCAGAAAAAAAGAUCAAACUACAGCUCAAAAAAAGUUUGUCAGGUUUCUGCUGUCCAUCAUUCAAACCUUUUCCAGAAAAAGGUCAAUUUGUGUUUCUUUUUCUCUAAAAAAAAGUUCAAGUAUGACAAAUUUCUGAAAAUGAAAAAACACUCCAAAAAUUCCUUCCAAGAAAAGGGUCAGUUAAUAAAAUAAAGUAGUUUUUCUCCCAUUCGCCCCCUAAAAAAAGAACCAAAAAAAGUUCAAACAUGACAAUUUUCCCCGGGGAAAUGUAAAGUUAAGUUUUUUUUCUGGCCAGAAAAAAAUCAUUGAAUGUGAUGUGCUUUUUUUCUAGGAUGUUGGUCGAGCAUUGGGAGAAGAUCCACCGGAAAAACCAGAUCCAACCAGCGAUGAAAUUCAACAUUCAGUCAGACAUUUUUGUGAACAAACUACUUUUCAUGGUGUUAAUAUGGUAAUUAAUUAGAGCAAUUAGAAAAAAAACGUGAAAUUUUUCUGCAGAUUUAUAGCACAGGAAUCUAUUGGGUCAGAGGAUUGUGGAUUUCAGUUUGUUUGAUGUCUGUGGUAUUUUUAAUGAUCUCAUUUUCCCAAGUUUAUGCAAAAUAUUCAAGAAGAGAGAAAAUUGUGAAUGUUGAGGUUAGCCUAACUUAAAGCCUAAAACGUCAGAAAAUAUUAUCGAUUUUUUCAGCUGCAAUUUGAGGCUGCUCCAUUCCCAGCAAUCACAGUUUGCAAUUUGAACCCGUUCAAAAAUCAUUUAGCUCGAAGUGUACCAGAAAUAAGUGAAACGGUGAGCAGACUUUUUGAAUUUUUUUGCUAUGAAUUUUUGAUGUGACAGAUUUAUUUUUUGGAAAAAAAAACUUUUCUGAGAAAUUUCGUUUUCAGCUUGACGCAUUUCAUCAAGCUGUUAUGUUUAGUAAUGACGCACAAUUUGAUUCAGAGAGGAAUGAACGGGGAAAAAGAAGUUCAGAGGAUGGAAUUAAGCGUGAGUUAAUUAAAAGCGGUUGCAAGAGCUGAUGGGUUUUGAGAACAAGACCACACACGAAGCUUAGGAAUAUUUCUGCUUCCAUGAUCUUUUUUGAAUGAAAGAUAAUUUAUAUUUUGAAAGUUUCAAAAAUUCUGGAAAAUGUGAAAUAUUUUUUGAUGUAGCAGUCAAAUCAAAAAUCCAAUUGAAUUGAAAAAAAACCAUUUUUUUUCAGAAUCCUUCAAAUAUUUGCAAUAUGAGCCAGUUUACUCUGAUUGCACAUGUUUAGACAACAAAGAAGAAUGUAUAGGUAAUUUCCAAGUUACACAAAAACAAAUUUUCCUAAUCAAAUUACAAAUUUAGUGCAAUUAUCGGUUCCGAAAGAUUUGAAAUCUGCAUGUAUAUGUAAUUAUGAUCGACAAGACGGAACAGCGUGGCCUUGUUAUAGAGCAGAGUAUGUUUCAAUAACUCGAUUAAAAAUUAUGCAAAUUUUUUGCAGAGCUUGGAAAGAAUCAAUUUGCCCCGAAUGCAAUGAUAUUGGAUAUUGUAAUGUUCCAAAUACAACAGGAAUUGAUGACUCACCGUGUUACUGUCAAUCUAAUAAGGGUUACUGUAUUUUCAAGCCAGAAAAACGUUUGAGAAGAAUGUGGGAAUUUCGGGGAAAAAAGAUUCCGGAGAAGGGAAGCCCGUUGAGAAAAGAGUAUAUGGAACAAUUGUUGCAAUUGGGUUACGGUAACAUGACUGAUCAAGUGGCUAUUACUACACAGGCAAGAGAAAAGUGAGUGGAAUAUUUAUGUUUUUUUUUUGAAAAAAUAAAGGGUGCAUAUGUAAAUGAGACAGGCAAUUAAUCAGGUGUUUCAAAAUAUAUACAUUUUUCCCGAAAAAAAAAAUUUUCAGGAUGAUUCUCAAAAUGUCAGCAUUAGUGCCAGAACGAAGAGCAGCUUUGGGGUAUGGGAAAUCAGAGUUGAUCAAAAUGUGCUCAUUUAAUGGACAUCAAUGUAAUAUUGAGAAAGAGUUCAAGUAAGUUUGAGAAAAAAGUGGAUGAAAUAUACAAGAUUGGAAAGAAAUAUGCUGGAUGAACUUUGUUGGUUGAUCUGUUUUUUGGAACUAUUUUGAAAAUACCUCGGCAAAACCUAAAAGAAAUCUAAAGUUAUUUCAAAAUUCAUAUAUCCCAUUUUCAGACUACACAUCGAUGCAUCAUUCGGAAACUGCUACACUUUCAAUGCAAAUCCAAAACAAACAAUUCUGAGCAGCAGAGCUGGUCCAAGUUAUGGUCUCCGUCUAAUGUUAUUUGUAAAUUCCUCAGAUUAUUUGCCAACCACAGAAGCUACUGGUGUUCGAAUUGCUAUUCAUGGCCAACAAGAAUGCCCAUUCCCUGAUACUUUUGGAUAUUCAGCGCCAACUGGAGCAAUCUCAUCGUUUGGAAUUGGAUUGGUAGGGAUUUCUGAUUGUGAAUGUAAUUUCAGAACUAAAAACCAAAUUUUUCAGCGAGAAGUCAAUCGACUUACAAAAUAUGGAAAUUGCUAUGAACACGAGUUUCCUGGGCCAAGCAGUAUUUAUAGAGAAUAUAAAUAUGAGCCAGAGGUUUGUUUUUGUUUUUUAAUUUCUAAAAGUAAUUCAGAAUGAGAAAAAAAUAUUUCUAGGGUUGUCAUCGCUCAUGUUAUCAACAACAGAUUAUCAGAGCCUGUAAAUGCGCAGAUUCAAGGUUUCCAAAAGGCAGAAGCACUGUUCCAUAUUGUGAUAGCAGUGAUAAAGAGAUUUGUAAGAAUAUUUUCAUUUUCAAAGAAAUCUUCAACUUUUUUCUGAUUUUCAGUGGAAUGUAUGAUGCAGCAAGCAGCAAAGCUAUCAAAGAAACAUCAUAUUUGUAAAUGUAUGCAUCCCUGUCAUCAAAAUCAAUAUACAACAACAUAUUCAGCUGCAAAAUGGCCGAGUGGAAGUUUGAAAGCUCAAUGUCCAGAGAGUGUGACUACGAACUGUAAUCAAUAUUUGAGGUGAGUGGAUUUUUGGGAUUUUUUUUUUGAAUUUUUUAAAGGCUUGGAAGUUUGUUCUAGAAUUCUAGGAUCCCGAAAAAAAUCUGAAAGGACUGGAGGAUGUUCUGAAGUUUCUAGAACCUCGGAACUAAAUCUAGGAUGCCACGAAACUGUCACUAUAUAUUCAGAAGGCUGGGAGAGUUGUAAAAGGUUUUAUAGAAAAUCUGUAAUAUGUUUCUGGAAUUUCCCAAUUAUUCUAAAAAUCCUAGGAAAUUUUUCUGAAAUUUUCAGUAGGUUGAAACAUGUUUAAGAUGGCUUUGAAAGUUUUUCUAAUUGUUCAGAAGACAGCAAAGCUUCUUGAAAAAGGCCUAGGAUGUUUUUAUGAGAAGAAUAAAAGUCCCGAGACAAAAUCUUGAAUUUCUGAAUUUAAAAAUCUUCUAAAUUCCACCCCAAUUCUCAAACAAAAUACAAAUUUUCAGUGAACACGCUGCAAUGAUUGAAAUCUACUAUGAACAGAUGAAUUAUGAAAUAUUACGCGAAUACGAAUCCUAUUCAAUAUUCAAUCUGAUUUCUGAUAUGGGUGGCCAAGCUGGUUUAUUUUUAGGUGCAAGUAUAAUGAGUUGUGUCGAGUUUAUAUUCUUCAUAUUGCGAAUAAUCGGAGCAAUUUGUAAACCGAAUCGAAAACAAAAGGAGAAAUUGUUGAAAAGUGAUGAUGAUUUAGAAAAAAGUGCUCAAACUUGA
Molecule: messenger RNA, 3970 nt
Organism: Caenorhabditis angaria
Lineage: Eukaryota; Metazoa; Nematoda; Chromadorea; Rhabditida; Rhabditidae
Source: the annotation of a GenBank genome assembly